Messenger RNA from Bursaphelenchus okinawaensis, 899 nucleotides. Lineage: Eukaryota; Metazoa; Nematoda; Chromadorea; Rhabditida; Aphelenchoididae. The record is from the annotation of a GenBank genome assembly.
AUGAAUUCGCGGUUGGUAUUAAUCUUGGCACUCGCAUCUAUCUUGUAUAUUACACAUGGAGUUUCGUUGGACGAAGUCAACGAUUUGGAUGAUGGCAACAGAGUAAGUUCUUCAAGUUUUUGAUGUUUUUAGGUGGUCGUUGAAGCUGAUAAGGUUUUUGAGCUGGCUGUGCGUUUUUUGUCGAAAAUGGGAGGUUUGUCGAGAUUUUUAUGUUAUCUAUGAGUGAGUUGGUGAAAUUCGAGCUUUUGAUGGUGAAGAUGUUUGAAUAUAAGUCGUUUUUGGUUAUUAAAAGUUGGCAGAGAUUCUGUUGGAAGUUUUUAUGGCAAUUUAGAUUUGUUUUACCUAAAUUAGAGGUUUUUUUUGAGUAUUCUUAAGCUGAUGUUAUUCUUGAGGGUGCAUUUUACAGUUUCAACCGGAAGAUGGCUGGUUAAAUGGGAUAAUUGGGUAAUAAUAAUUGUGUUAAAUCUUGCUACAGUUUUUAUGGUAUUUUUGAUUUGGUUUAGUUGGUUUUAUAUGAUGUUUUUGCUUCAGUUUUCCUUGAUAUUGUCUAUGUUAUAUGAAGAAGAUGAAAUUUUUUAUGAAACUAGGCGUUUCAUUGAUCAUUAUUGUUCAAACUAGUAACGUUUUUAUUUCAGUAUGCUCUGAAUGAAGUUAUUGAAUCGCUGCGAGUGGCUGGACGUAGCAAUGGAGGAUUCACCAACAACAUCUACGAAUUCGAAGGCAGUGGCGAGGAAAGCAGCUCAGAAUUCGAGGAAUCUGGCGAAGGAAGCGGAGAAAAGUCUUCUGGAGCUUCGAGUGAGGAAUUUGGCAUUGAAUCGUCAACAUUGCCUCGGACUUUCUCGCGUGUUCGCCGGGCCAAAGCGUUGGAGAACUUCUACUACCUGCCUUCGAGAGGAUGA